GAUUGUUUACAUGGAAGUUACCGCAUAGUUUCCCAUCACUUUUAAUGUAGUUUCAUUAUCUUCAUAUCGAACGAUAGCAAAAUAAAACUCUCGAGAUAGUAAUACCCGUUUUUAAUAGCCAGUGAACAUGAUACUAUUAAUUCUAACAGGUCUGUCUCUUGCAUUUUACUAUUUUUUAAUUAAACCCCUAAACUACUGGAGGGAGAGAAAUGUGCCCUACACGCAAGGCGUGCCCCUCUUCGGAAACGCGUGGCCGGUGGUGUUCAGGCUACUGUCAUCGGCCGAAGUUAAUCAAAAGUUGUGCCAGACGCACGCGGAUAAAAGGUACGUGGGUAUGCACAAUUUCACCUCCCCAAUAUUGCUAGUUCAAGAUCCCGAACUAAUCAAGCAGAUUACGGUUAAGGAAUUCGAGACGUUCCCCGAGCACCGGCCCUUCAUUCCGCCUGAUGUGGAUCCGCUGUGGAGCAAGAAUCUCUUCGCAAUGGAGGGUGGUGAGAGAUGGCACGAGAUGCGCGCCACGCUCAGUCCGUCCUUUACUAGCAGCAAAAUGAAAGGCAUGUUUGUCCUCAUGAGGGAGUGUUCGAAGCAGUUUACCAGUUACUAUCUAAGGAAGGGCGGGAUGGUGACUGUGGAACUUAAGGACGCCUUUAGCAGGUUUACAACUGACGUCAUUGCCACAACCGGUUUUGGGAUUAAGUGCGAUUCUUUAGAAGAACCCAGCAAUGAGUUUUGUGUAAUGGGAGGGGAGUUGACUAAUUUUCGGGGAUGGAAAGGAUUAAUUUUCAUGCUGAAUAUUUUCAUACCAACCCUUGCGAAGGUACUGAAGCUGCCCAUGUUCAACAAGUCUGUGUCAGAUUUCUUCCGAUCAAUCGUAAGCGACACCAUUCGGACCAGAGAGGAACAAAACAUCGUGCGUCCGGACAUGAUCCACUUGCUGAUGCAGGCUCGCGCGGGACAGCUAGAUCGCGAGAAGGACGCCUCGGUGCCUGAAACGGGAUUCGCCACCGUCCAAGAGUCGGAGGUGGGCAAAAAUUUCCAGCAACGCAAAGACGGCAUAACAAACGACGAUAUCACGGCGCAAGUUUUACUCUUCUUCUUUGCCGGAUUCGACAGCGUUUCGACAAUGAUGUGCUACGCCGUCUACGAGUUGACGCUUCAGCCGGAACUGCAGGCGAGGUUGCGGCGAGAGGUGGACGAGGCGUUUUCACAAUGCGGCGACGAUCUCACGUAUGACGUUCUGAUGAGCAUGAAGUAUUUGGAUCAAGUGAUUUGUGAAACGUUGCGAAAAUGGCCGUCGUUCAUUGGGACCAAUCGAAGAUGCGUCCGCCCGUUCCUAAUUCAACCGAAACGAUCGGGCGAAAGUGUGUUGUACUUAGAGUCCGGAAGUGUCGUGUCCAUUCCUAUCUUCGCCAUUCAGAGGGACCCCAAGUUUUACCCAAACCCUGAAAAAUUUGACCCUGGGCGUUUUAGCGAGGAGAAUAAGAACAACAUUGUUCCGUACACGUAUUUACCCUUCGGCGCUGGACCUAGAAACUGCAUCGGUUCUCGAUUUGCUUUGAUGGAAGGAAAGUUGAUCGUCGCCGAAUUGAUUCGAAAAUUCGAAUUUGUAGUCGUGGAACAGACAAAAGUUCCGAUAGUCCUUAGCAAGACAAAUUUUAAUCCCAUACCCGACGAUGGGUUUUGGGUUGGGCUAAAGCCACGCACGUUGUAAAGCGCAAUAUCGUUGUAAAUUGUUUCUAGAUCGUAAUCAUAAAAGUACAACCAUAAAUCGUGAAUGUAGUAAGUGCAAGUUGUAGUUUCUUAUGAUAAAAGCGCCAUUUCGCUAA
Molecule: messenger RNA, 1826 nt
Organism: Photinus pyralis (common eastern firefly)
Lineage: Eukaryota; Metazoa; Arthropoda; Insecta; Coleoptera; Lampyridae
Product: cytochrome P450 9e2-like
Exons: 5
Coding region: 128-1711 (527 amino acids)
Molecular function (GO): monooxygenase activity; heme binding; oxidoreductase activity, acting on paired donors, with incorporation or reduction of molecular oxygen
Source: RefSeq, a predicted model, not a curated record